This is a messenger RNA of Aspergillus homomorphus CBS 101889, 2922 nucleotides long. RefSeq names its product DUF3405 domain-containing protein. The transcript is spliced from 2 exons. Lineage: Eukaryota; Fungi; Ascomycota; Eurotiomycetes; Eurotiales; Aspergillaceae. The coding region runs from base 353 to 2788 and encodes 811 amino acids. The record is from RefSeq and is a predicted model, not a curated record.
CUCGUGUUUUGUCGAUGAUUAGUCCGAGAACAUUGAAUUGUCUCUGCCUUCGCUUCCGGACCUUAUUGCCAUUGCUCGGCUUUCCUUGGGCUCCGGCAAGUCGAGCUUUCUCGAUUAUCAUUGUUUUUAUUGUGCCCUCGUUUCCUCUGUGGAACCGUGUCUAUAGAUCGGUGGGCAAUAGUCAGACACCCGCUUUCGGGCGAACCAUUCUGACACUGCUCAGGAACGAAUUGACCUCUGCGGAUCUUAUCCCUCCCAUUCCUCGGAUCGCUUGUGCCGUUCCAUCGAUCGCCCUGCCCGGCGCGCAUUCCUCUGACGUCGACAACGCCCACCUGUUCAUGCUGUGUCCACCAUGCCCAUUCGAGCCAAAAGGCAUCCGGCCUCGCAUGCACGGUUCUCUAAGAAGAGUCGCAAUGUGGUCGUGGAUAUAGAAAAACAACCCGCACGUCCUCAACAUCACUAUCGCCAGUACAGCCAAAGCUCCUUUGACACGGACAAUGAGGAUAGUGAGGAUGACUCCAACAGCUCUUCAUCCGCGGCUUCACAUCGCCCUAUGCUGAACGAUGCGCCGGUGCGCCGGCCCCCUCGCAUUGCAAUGGGCUAUCGUGUUCCCCACCGCGUGAUGCGAUGGCUCUGCAUGGGACUGCUUUCGUUCCUCGUAGUAUUCAUCAUUGUUUUAUUUCGGUUUACAUUUCUCUCAAGCGUCAGUCGAGUCAAUGCUCCACUGCCCAAACCUAGUUCGAAACCUCCUACUUGGGAGAGCUUCCCCUUUCUGGAGCGGUACCAUGGCGGUAUACGAACCUUGGUCACACGUGCGGCAAACGUUCCCGAAUAUCCCAAUGAUAGCUUGGAAGCAAUGGGACUUGGCAGCACUGCUCCUAAAAACAUCACCAAUACUUCGAAGCGCGAUCAAACAGUGCCUUUUUCAAGCUUGGCUUUCAAUCCCUAUCCUGACUAUGCGUCUCCGGAAUACAUUGCAAAGUAUGGCGAGAAACGAGAAUGCUUUCUGGACGAGGACGGGACUCUGCGGAUCCCUCUAGUUCACUACUACCCUGGCGUGCCUCGCGGGUUCCCUGACGCAGUUAUUGGUUCAAAUGAAGUUCUUGGCAUCAAGGACGACGUUUGCUUCGACCGCUUUGGUCGACUCGGACCGUAUGGUAUGGGCUACAGUGUCCGAAAAGGGGGAAUUGGCGCAGGCUUAGAAGGAGAUCGUGAGGGUGCCGAACAUGUCUGGGAGGACUUCCCGCCAAUCGACUUUCGGAAGGUUGAUUGGGCUGCAGCCCAGAAUCGAUGCAUGGCCACAAACAGUCACCGCUUCCAAGAGCUACCUACACCGCGUCUUAAUCGGUUCGUUUCCAUGUCGGUCGGCGUUCCGGCAUUGGAUGAUGCGACUCUGUCAAGCUCUCCAGACCAGGGGCAAACGGGGAGCCCCGAAAAGGAACAUCUUCCUCGGACCGCGUUUGUUCUUCGCACUUGGCACGACUACCGCUAUAGUCCUGAUGACAUUCUGUAUUUGCGUUCGCUGAUCUCGGAAUUGUCUCUGCAGUCCGGCGGUGAGUACACCAUCCACUUUUUGGUGCACGUCAAAGAUGAGAAUCUCCAAAUCUGGGCCGAUGACGAAACAUACGAGCGUGUGCUCGCAGAAGCCUUGCCGGCCGAGUUCCGUGGUAUGGCCACGCUUUGGUCUGAGCGACAAAUGGCGCUUAUGUACCCCGGUCUGGAGGAGACAUGGGCUAGUGGACUCUCUGUACAUGGGGUGUAUCGAAGCACCCAUAUGCCCAUGCAGUACUUCGCGUACCAGCAUCCCGAAUACGAUUACUACUGGAACUGGGAAAUGGAUGCCCGAUACACCGGCCACUGGUAUCACCUUUUCGACAAGGUAGUCAGCUGGGCGCGAGAGCAGCCCCGCAAAGGCCUAUGGGAACGCAAUGCGCGCUUUUACGUACCGUCAGUGCAAGGAACGUGGGAGGACUUCCGGCAGAUGGUACGCGUACAAACCGAGAUUGGCACCAACAGCCCCAACAACAUGUGGAGCGCACCCAAGCCCGGCCAAAAUAAGUCGGCAGCCGAGAAGAACGCCCUGCAUCAACAGGGCGACCAAUCUGUCUGGGGCCCCGAACGUCCCGCUGAGCAAGAUGUCCUCGAAGUCGAGGGCGAAGGCAUCCCGCCCACCACGAUGGAAAAGGACCGAUACGAGUGGGGCGUCGGCGAGGAAGCGGACCUCAUAGUGCUCAACCCUCUCUUCGACCCUGAGGGCACGACCUGGGCGCUCCGUGACGACGUGACCGGCUACGACAAGCUCAGCAUGCCCCCGCGCCGCACGGCCAUCAUCACCGCCUCUCGCAUGUCCCACAAGCUCCUGCACACCAUGCACAAGGAAACCGUCCUCAAGCGCCAUACCAUGUUCUCGGAGAUGUGGCCGGCUUCCACAGCCCUCCACCACGGCUUCAAGGCCGUGUCGGUCCCGCAUUCCAUCUACCUGGACCGCCGCUGGCCCACCAAAUACCUAGAAUCCGUGUUCAACGCCGGCCGAAACGGUGCCUCGGGCGGCGCCCGCACCUCCGUCUUUGGCGACCGCGAGCACAACUUCCGCGGCACGACCUGGUUCUACUCGGCGGGCUUCUCGCCAAAUCUCUGGCGCCGCUGGCUGGGCUUCAAGGUCGAUAACGAUGGAGGUGAGCAGGAGGAAUUGGCGGGUGAGGGCCGGAUGUGUCUUCCUCCGAUGCUUCUCCAUCCGAUCAAGGAUGUGGAGAUGAUUAUCGAUGAUGGCGAGCAAGCAAGAGACUGAAAUCAGAAAUGAGAAGUUGAAGAAAAGCGGGGGUCUAAUUUACGGCACUCCUGGCUUUAUGAUUCAUGUUUCCCUUAUUUGUUUCCAGCGACACUCAUGUUUAAUGUGCAUAUUAUGUGAUGUAUGAUUUUGGC